UUUACGUUGUUGACAUUGCUUGCUCUCUGUUAGUUCUUGAAGUAUAGAUCUAGGAACUUGAUUUGGUAGCAAAAUGCAGAGAGUUAGUGCUCUGGUGAGCUGUGAAUGGCUUUCCCGAAUCCUUUCCCCUCAAACUCAAUAUCUCAGGGUUCUGGAUGGGACUUGGUACAUGCCAAGCAGUGGGAUGGACCCCAAAGCAGAAUUCGCCAAAAAGCACAUCCCGGGUGCAGAGCAGUUCAGCAUCGAUGACUGCACACUCCCGCACUCUCCUUUCUCCAAUACCCUUCCCACGCCGGAGUUCUUCGCAGAGUACGUCGGAGAGCGCGGGAUCUGCAACAACACGCAUGUGGUAGUCUAUGACAAUCAUCCACAGCUGGGAGUGUUCUCUGCAGCUCGAGUUUGGUGGCUGUUCCGAGUCUUUGGCCACAACGCUGUCUCGGUCUUAGACGGAGGUCUUCCACUGUGGGAGAAGGCAGGACAUCCGCUGUGUAGCAGCACAGCACCCAGUGAGGUGGAGAAGCAGGAGUUUAAAGCUGAGCUCCAACCCAAUCUGGUCAAACGGUUUAGUGAUAUGACAGGCAAUCUGAACACAAACAAGUUUCAAGUUAUGGAUGCCAGAUCAAAGGCCAGAUUUCUUGGCAAGGUGCCUGAGCCGAGAGAAGGAUUAACCUGUGGCCAUAUGCCAGGUUCUGCCAAUGUGCCUUUCUCGACCCUCCUCAAUGACGACGACUCAGAGAGGGCGCGUCUCAUGAAGUCCCCAGAAGAGCUUGUCAAGAUAUUUGCAGACAGUGGCAUUGACCUCUCCGGACCUGUCACAGCGACCUGUGGGUCAGGGGUCACAGCCUGCAUCCUGGCAUUGGCCGCCCAUCAGACUGGAAAGAAGGAUGUCGGAGUUUAUGAUGGAUCGUGGGAGGAGUACGCUCAGAAAGCAACCGAAGAUCAGAUGGUGGUUUGCAAUCCUGAGACUGCAAGUGCUGGUUAAUAAAUUAUAAUAUGUAGUGAUAAGUUUACUUUGAAUACAUAUGGUAAGUUUGGGAAAAUAUAGCACUUUUAUAUACAUGUAGUACUUUGGGGAUAAUGCAACAUUUGCCAAUGUUUAAUUGCUGGUUUUUUGUAUUUCUUUUAAGUAUUCUUAUUUUUCAUUCUUAUGUUUUUGUGAUACAUUUGUCUUAUUAGUAUAACUACUAAAAUUUAUUUAUAUCCUGGGCUGACGUAUUCUUUUAAGUAUUCUUAUUUUUCAUUCUUAUAUUUUUGUGAUACAUUUGUCUUAUUAGUAUAACUACUAAAAUUUAUUUAUAUCCUGGGCUGAAGUAUUCUAGAAAUAUCCAUUUUGAUCAUGUGUUUUCAUAAUAGAGUUUGUAGUUAUUGACUAGUGUUAAGUGAAAAUUCACCCAAUUUCUUGUGGAAAACACCAUAUUGUAGUGCAUCAUACAAUGUAUGCUUUAGUGGUUAUAUCAUAUAGAUAUUGAUUUCUUCUGUUAAAGAGCAUCUUUAACCACACAAUGAGAUUGACCUACUGGUUGAGGCCUUGUAUUUAGUGUAGCCUUAUUGACACGUAAUAGGAAAAACAUUCUAUCCAGCACAGAAAAAUUCUGUAAGACAUGCAAGCAACACAUGUAUUCUUUACUUGAACAAUAUAUAUUUAAAGACCAUAUCCGAACUGAAAAAUGAAAUGGAUGAAUGAUAUAUCAACUGAAAGCUUAAAAGCCAAAGAUUGCAAUAAUAUCAAUUAUAUGCCAUUUUUAGUGUCUGUCAGAGGAGUAUCUGCUUUCUGAAAACUCAAAAUCUAAAGCUUUAAAAUCUAAAGUUGUCAACCUAAAAACUUAUUAUCGACUUGAUGACAUCAUCUUGUGUGGAGUAUGCAUAUUCACAAUGACUUUGCAUUAAUUAAUCACGGCUCAUCACCUCACCUAUAUAGGUGCAACGGUCGGGUACAGCUAUGCCGUCACUUUGACUUCAGCAAAUUUGACCCCUGUUGACCCGUAAUUUUGAGCGGUGUGGAAAAUGGGGUUUUAAUUUGCCUUUGUGCAAUAAUGAAAGGGUAAAUACUUUUUAUUCCUUUAUAUUUCUACUCUAAAUUCAUUCAGUUUUAUUUUCAUCGGAAACGUCUCUAAGCUCCAAAAAAUUGAGGAUUUAAAUAAACAUAACGAACAAGAAGUAGUGACAGGCACAUAUGUCACAUAUAAAUACUACAUACCGGUAGUAUACCUAGCAAGAGUCAAAUAGAGUACCACUGGUAAAGAGAACAUUACAAAAUAAGUUGAUGUCAUCUUCCAGAAAUGCAGACUGUAGGUUGGUGCAUUCCCAGCACCUGAAAAUGAUAGGAUGCAGUAACAAAUGGACAUGAGGGUGAUAUUGGUAUAUACAUGUACAUAUAGAGUUAACAAGUGAGUUAUUCAUACCCCUGGUAAAGUUGAUGUUUUGAGUGUAUUUUGUUACUCAAGAAUGAAAAGUGGUCUGGUUGAAUAGAGGCCUUCGGCAAGUGAAUGCUUUCAGAUGUAAGCUUUGAUAUAUCACAUUCUCAAGAAACAUAAAUCAGGACAAAUCUAUUUUUCACAUACUUGUGGAGUGACUUUAUGGUUAUUGUUAUAUGUACAAAUUAAAAUAAGAUUUAAUUUUAAAAAAUUAAAUUAAGAAGAAUUUACAUACAAUAAUUCAGUUGUUCACCGUACAUCUAUGCAACUUCAUAUUUCUUUAUGCGAUUUCUUGUAGAGUACACUUCUCUUGUUCGAUUUUCAUGCAGUGGUUUACAGAUGUUUCAUUAUGAUGCUUUUGACUUUAAUACCUCGAUGUAAAAAUAUAAAUAUGCACAAAACUGUAACUAUCGGCAAUGAAGAAAUAUUUUAUCUUUCUGCACAAAUAUCGAUUGCCAACAUUCCCCAAAAGCCAGCAAAAAA
This is a messenger RNA of Strongylocentrotus purpuratus (purple sea urchin), 2897 nucleotides long. Its product is annotated as 3-mercaptopyruvate sulfurtransferase. The transcript is spliced from 3 exons. Gene Ontology annotation, biological process: transsulfuration. Gene Ontology annotation, cellular component: mitochondrion. Gene Ontology annotation, molecular function: thiosulfate-cyanide sulfurtransferase activity. NCBI's taxonomy places the organism in Eukaryota, Metazoa, Echinodermata, Echinoidea, Camarodonta, Strongylocentrotidae. The record is from RefSeq and is a predicted model, not a curated record. Bases 74 to 982 code for a protein of 302 amino acids.